AUGAAGAUUAAAGUUUUCAUAUUUCUCUUGUUUUCUCUUAUGAUGAUGAUUACAUUGUGUUAUGGUAAAACUGACCCUAAUGAUCUCAGAGUUCUGAAUGAUUUCAGAAAAGGGUUGAAGAAUCCAGAGCUUCUCAAUUGGCCUGAAAAUGGAGAUGAUCCAUGUGGUCCUCCUCAAUGGAGUUAUGUGUUUUGUAACAAUGGUAGGGUUACUCAGAUUCAAGCUAAGAAUCUUGGUCUUAAAGGCUCCUUGCCUUCGAAUUUCAACCAUCUUUCUGAGCUUCAGAAUUUAGGUCUUCAGAGAAACAAUUUAUCUGGAAUGUUACCUAGUUUGAGUGGAUUAUCCAAAUUACAAUAUGCUUAUUUGGAUUACAAUGAAUUCGACGGAAUCCCGGUCGAUUUCUUCGAAGGACUCGAUAGUCUUCAGGUUUUGUCUUUGGAAGUAAACCCUUUGAAUGCUACUAAUGGUUGGUUGUUUCCUUUGGGAUUGAAAAAUUCAGUUCAGUUGGUGAAUCUUUCUCUGGUGAGCUGUAAUGUGGUUGGUCCUUUGCCUGAUUUUCUAGGCACAUUGUCGUCUUUAUCGAAUUUGAGGCUUUCGGGAAACAGAAUUUCAGGGGAAAUUCCGGGUAGUUUCGGUCAAUCGUCGUUACAGGCGCUAUGGUUGAAUAAUCAACAAGGGGGUGGAAUGACAGGUUCUAUUGAUGUUAUUGCUUCUAUGACAUUUUUGACACAGGUUUGGUUACAUGGAAACAAGUUCACCGGAACGAUUCCGUCGAAUAUCGGGAAUUUAACUUCUCUUCGGGAGCUUAACCUCAAUGGUAAUCAACUUGUUGGUUUGAUUCCUGAUUCAUUAGCAAAUAUGGAACUUCAAAAACUUCAGUUAGAUAAUAACAUGUUUGUCGGUCCAAUACCUAAGUUUAAGGCUGCAAUAGUAUCUUAUGCUUCGAAUUCCUUUUGUCAAAGUAAACCUGGUCUUGAAUGUGAUCCUAAUGUUAAUAUAUUGUUGAAUUUUCUCUCCGGUUUGAAUUAUCCGUCGUUUGUUGUUUCUAAAUGGGUUGGUAAUGAUCCGUGUGGAGGAUCAUGGCUUGGAUUGAGCUGCAUUCGUAACUCGGUAUCGAUAAUCAAUCUGCCUAGAAAAAAUCUUACUGGUACAUUGAGUCCUUCGCUUGCUAUGUUAGAUUCGUUGCUUGAAAUUAAGCUUUCGGGAAAUAAUAUAACUGGUAAGGUUCCGAGUAAUUUUACUGAAUUGAAAUCUUUGAGGUUGUUGGAUUUAAGUGAUAACAAUAUUGAAUCUCCAUUGCCAAACUUCCACGAGGGCGUGAAGGUUAUCGUUGACGGUAACCCUCUUUUCGAUAAUCAACCUCGACCGACUCCUGCUCCUAUUUUAACUCCACCGCCUUUAGGCGCACUGCCUUCACCACCACACAACGUGCCGAAGCCACAACCAAAGCUGCCCCCAUCCUCCGAUAGUCCACAAUCUAAUCAGUCUAGAAAUGUCGAAUCAAAUCCUCAAUCUAGUAAGUCGAAUAGACUCAAAAUAGUUGCAAUAGUGGCGGGAGGUGUAGUCUUUGGAUUUGUAGCACUCUCGGUUAUUGUUUUCUUUGUAUGUUGUUGGAAGAAGAAUAAGAAGAAAGUCUCAAUUGACGCGUCUAGCUCUGCUGUGUCCCACGCUCAAGAUCCGUCCGAUCCUAAAGUGAUGGUUAAAUUAGCGGUGUCGGAUAGCACCACGGGAAGCUUAUCGACGAAUACAGGAAUAAGUUCUCUGACUAACAAUAGCGGCGAAACCGAAAGCUAUCAUGUAACUGAGUCUGGUGGUAACCUUGUCAUAUCGGUUCAAGUUCUACGCAAGGUCACCAACAAUUUUGCGUCGGAAAAUGAGCUCGGCCGUGGUGGGUUUGGAACUGUUUACAAAGGUGAACUAGAAGACGGGACGAAAAUAGCAGUGAAAAGAAUGGAAUGUGGAACCAUUAGCAGUAAAGGACUCGACGAGUUUCAAGCAGAAAUAGCCGUUCUUUCCAAAGUUCGUCACCGACAUUUGGUAUCCCUACUAGGCUAUUCCAUUGAAGGAAACGAGAGGCUUUUGGUUUAUGAAUACAUGCCUCUUGGGGCUCUAAGCAGACAUCUUUUCCAUUGGAAAAGCUUGAAUUUGGAUCCUUUGUCUUGGUCGCAGAGGCUUGUUAUAGCACUAGACGUUGCUAGAGCGGUGGAAUACCUUCACAGUCUUGCUAGACAAAUCUUCAUCCAUCGAGACCUCAAGUCUUCGAAUAUUCUACUUGGUGAUGAUAUUCGAGCAAAAGUCGCUGAUUUUGGUUUGGUGAAACUUGCGCCCGACGGUGAAAAAUCUUUGGCAACAAAACUUGCUGGAACAUUUGGGUACCUCGCCCCUGAAUAUGCAGUAAUGGGAAAAAUCACGACUAAAGUGGACGUAUUCAGCUACGGUGUCGUGUUGAUGGAACUUCUAACUGGAUUAACAGCUCUCGAUGAGAGCCGACCAGAGGAAAACCGGUACUUAGCCGAAUGGUUUUGGCAAAUCAAAUCCAACGAAGAAAAGCUUAAGGCUGCAAUCGAUCCAUCGCUUGAAGUAAACGAAGAAACAUUCGAGAGCAUUUCAAUUGUAGCCGAACUUGCCGGACAUUGCACCGCCCGGGAAGCCAGCCAUAGGCCGGACAUGGGGCACGCUGUCAAAGUGCUAUCGGAGUUAGUAGAGAAAUGGCAACCGGUUGACGAGGAGUUUGAUUACACCGGCGGAAUCGACUUUUGUCAACCGCUACCGCAAAUGUUGAAGAUUUGGAAGGAAGCAGAAGGGAAAGAUAUAAGCUAUGCAAGUAGUACUAAUGAUAGUAAAGGAAGUAUACCAGCAAAGCCUUCUGGGUUUGCAGAUUCCUUUACUUCUUCUGAUGCUAGAUGA
Messenger RNA from Lathyrus sativus (Indian pea), 2907 nucleotides. Lineage: Eukaryota; Viridiplantae; Streptophyta; Magnoliopsida; Fabales; Fabaceae. The record is from the annotation of a GenBank genome assembly.